Trichobilharzia szidati is the source of this 1141-nucleotide messenger RNA. The record is from the annotation of a GenBank genome assembly. NCBI's taxonomy places the organism in Eukaryota, Metazoa, Platyhelminthes, Trematoda, Strigeidida, Schistosomatidae.
ACCAUAUGUUGUUUAUUCAAUAUUGACACAGAGAUUUCGACCCUCUGUCCCUUUGAGGGCAUAGUUACUUAUUGCCAGUGUCUUAGACUGUGACGAAACAACUGUCCAAUACACUUUUUGGUUUUCACUGGCUCUUUCAACUGAUGUCAGUUUAUAAUGGAAUUUAAGUGUGUAUAUCGUCCUGAAACCCCAAAAUGGUCAGAAUGUUAGUGUAUAUUAUCAGAUUGAAUAAAGUCUCAAUUAUCGAAAAAAAUAUUGUGUAUACCUACACCUGUCUGUAAGCAGCCUAUACUUUGAAAGAAAACAACAAUCCAUGGUACUAAGAGUGUAAUACUCUACCUUUAUUUGUUUGUAUUUUGCAAUUGUUGAGUAGUAUUCAUAAUUGUUAAUCCCUCUCUCUCUCUCUCUUUAUCUUUUGCAUUGUUUGUCUUCAUUCUCCAAUUUCAUUUCCCGAUUGUUUGUGUUGUUUGUUGUCGUAGAUGAGCCAGCGCCUACACGUCAAACAUCCAAUCAACUUGUCAAAACUCAUUUGAAUGAUUUAUGUAAAUCAAGAGUUUGGAGUGAUCUUCAACAUAGUCUUAGUAUGGCUACUUGGUGGAAUGAAAAUGCUAAAGUUUCUGAUUGUGAUGAUCCGAAGGAGAUGAUUACUACUACUACUACUACUACUACUACUACUACUACUACUACUACUACUACUACUACUACUACUACUACUACUACUACUACUACUACGGCGACGACAACGAAUACUGCUGCUACUGUUGCUGCUCGUCCUCCUCUUCCUUCAUGUAGUAGCCCUAUUGAAUAUGUAAAUAAACUAUUUAAUAAUAAAUAUGUAAAGAGAAAAGCAUCAACAACAACAACUUCGGAAACUAGUGGUAUUACACCUAAUAAACGUGUGUGUCCAUCACUAAACAAAGGUGAUUGCAACAACAACAGCGUACAAGGUAGUUGUCAUCGCAUUAUUGAAGGUGUUGGUGUUAGUGCUAGUGUUGGAGGUGAUGAUAAUGACCAACUGAGUUCAACUAAUAAUUCUGCUACUACUACUCCUUGUGUUGACGAGGGGGCGCAAGAACAGGUCAGCAGCGGCGGAGGAGGGACAUCACGUAGUUCUGAUGAUACAAAUGUUACUGAAAUGUAA